This is a messenger RNA of Aspergillus heteromorphus CBS 117.55, 495 nucleotides long. RefSeq lists its product as uncharacterized. The record is from RefSeq and is a predicted model, not a curated record. NCBI's taxonomy places the organism in Eukaryota, Fungi, Ascomycota, Eurotiomycetes, Eurotiales, Aspergillaceae. The coding region runs from base 140 to 421 and encodes 93 amino acids. The transcript has a single exon.
GUGGAAGGGGGUGGAGGGGUGUACCCAAGAAGGUAUCUAGAAGCCUAGGUGAGAUGAGACCGGGGCCAGGACACUCAACUACUAGGCACUUCUCCAUAAUAUCAAUUAUUAUCCCGAGGAUAUAGCAAAGUCGGUGGUCAUGCUCAGUGAUUCUGGCACCGAACAGGUAGGUAUCUCUGGCAAUCAAUCCAGUCUGUGUACGGCGUACAAAGCAGUGCAUAUGUACACACACACUAAUUUGUCAGUGAGUACAGGAUCCAGCCAUGAAACUAUUCAUCAUCAUCAUCAUCAUCAUCAUCAUCAUCAUCAUCAUCAUCAUCAUCAUCAUCAUCCUCAUCCGGUCAAGAGUAUGCAAGCCGGUGCCUGGCCAGGAAGGAAGGAACCCUGGGUCUUCGGAUCGGGCGGAGGCGGAUCCGGCUGAAUAAGCACUGGCCCAAUGGGAGCGGUUGCCGGCUGGGAAAAAAAGAUGCCAGCCUCAGGCACCCAACAUGGGUC